This is a messenger RNA of Anguilla rostrata (American eel), 8152 nucleotides long. RefSeq lists its product as uncharacterized. Gene Ontology annotation, biological process: cell-matrix adhesion. Bases 180 to 7559 code for a protein of 2459 amino acids. Lineage: Eukaryota; Metazoa; Chordata; Actinopteri; Anguilliformes; Anguillidae. Gene Ontology annotation, cellular component: cell surface. The transcript is spliced from 67 exons. The record is from RefSeq and is a predicted model, not a curated record.
ACAAUGAGACUAGAGUUUGUGCUGACAUCAGCAGCUCUGAACUACAGCAUUACCUGGACAGUGGAAAUAAAACUGAGGAGCUGUGCCAUUUUGACAUUGAACAAUAUGCCUGUUCAUCGCUCCUUCAUUUCACUGCGGAAAACCUUGUCAGUCUGUUGAAAUGCAAACUGCCCAGCAACAUGACCUACUCAAAAGAAACCUGGAAGGUGUUCCUCACUAAAGCCUCUGGAGUCCUGAAUGAAGCUCUGAAUAUUUUCUCUAACAUGUCAUUCCACAUCACCAGUCCUUCCACGUCCCAUUUUCUGGAAAUACUUGGAGAAAUCAGAAUUGACAGAUUCAGUGAAGUACAGCUGGCAGAUGCAGAGUUCAUCAACAAGUGGUUCCGUGGAUAUCUAAGACCAUUUUUGUCGUCUGUGUCUGGAGAGUUUUUGCACUGUCUCAACACCAAGAACUUCAGCUGUGAGACUUACCAACAAGUGAUGAAGGAGUUCACCUUUCAGUUUCCUCGAAUGGAGCAAAUGAAGCAGGAGUUGGUGUCCGAAAACUUCAUCAUUCCUCUCUUAUCACGGAACACUUCAGAUCCUGCCUGUGUCUCCAGUACUAAUGGAAGUGUGGACUGGCUGCGCAAGAACUUUGGACCAUUUUCACUCCUUGUGCCCCUUAAAACCCUGCUGGCAUUAAAUCAAGACUUAUCCCCUCUGGAAGCCCUGCCUGUUCUUUCAACAAAGCAGAUUGCUGAGCUGGUUGUGUUUCCACAAACUGGACCUCCACAGAAAGAUGUCAUUAUCAACACAGUGUUUGACCACUUGCAGGAAUCACCAGAUAAGAGGACUUUCAAGGAGUUCCUGCAUUACCUCAUCCUGUUUUCAACAGAGAUGAUUAUCAACUGUGACUCCUACAAAACAAUAUUCAGUAAGCUUUACCAGGCAUUGCCACUGGGACCACAGGAGUUAGAGCCAGACAUUUGGGCCAGUAUAAAUGAACUCAUGAAAACUGCUCCAGAAGAUUGCAUGCCUGAUGUUACUGGGUGCUCAGUGACUCCACACAAUGAGAGUAGAGUUUGUGCUGAUAUCAGCAGUACUGAACUACAGCAUUACCUGGACAGUGGAAAUAAAACUGAGGAGCUGUGCCAUUUUGACAUUGAACAAUAUGCCUGUUCAUCACUCCUUCAUUUCACUGCGGAAAACCUUGUCAGUCUGUUGAAAUGCAAACUGCCCAGCAACAUGACCUACUCAAAAGAAACCUGGAAGGUGUUCCUCACUAAAGCCUCUGGAGUCCUGAAUGAAGCUCUGAAUAUCUUCUCUAACAUGUCAUUCCACAUCACCAGCCCUUCCACGUCCCAUUUUCUGGAAAUACUUGGAGAAAUCAGAAUUGACAGAUUCAGUGAAGUACAGCUGGCAGAUGCAGAUUUCAUCAACAAGUGGUUCCAUGGAUAUCUAAGACCAUUUUUGUCAUCUGUGUCUGGAGAGUUUUUGCACUGUCUCAACACCAAGAACUUCAGCUGUGAGACUUACCAACAAGUGAUGAAGGAGUUCACCUUUCAGUUUCCUCGAAUGGAGCAAAUGAAGCAGGAGUUGGUGUCCGAAAACUUCAUCAUUCCUCUCUUAUCACGGAACACUUCAGAUCCUGCCUGUGUCUCCAGUACUAAUGGAAGUGUGGACUGGCUGCGCAAGAACUUUGGACCAUUUUCACUCCUUGUGCCCCUUAAAACCCUGCUGGCAUUAAAUCAAGACUUAUCCCCUCUGGAAGCCCUGCCUGUUCUUUCAACAAAGCAGAUUGCUGAGCUGGUUGUGUUUCCACAAACUGGACCUCCACAGAAAGAUAUCAUUAUCAACACAGUGUUUGACCACUUGCAGGAAUCACCAGAUAAGAGGACUUUCAAGGAGUUCCUGCAUUACCUCAUCCUGUUUUCAACAGAGACAAUUAUUAACUGUGACUCCUACAAAACAAUAUUCAGUAAGCUUUACCAGGCAUUGCCACUGGGACCACAGGAGUUAGAGCCAGACAUUUGGGCCAGUAUAAAUGAACUCAUGAAAACUGCUCCAGAAGACUGCAUUCCUGAUGUUACUGGGUGCUCAGUGACUCCACACAAUGAGACUAGAGUUUGUGCUGACAUCAGCAGCUCUGAACUACAGCAUUACCUGGACAGUGGAAAUAAAACAGAGGAGCUGUGCCAUUUUGACAUUGAACAAUAUGCCUGUUCAUCGCUCAUUCAUUUCACUGCGGAAAGCCUUGUCAAGCUGUUGAAAUGCAAACUGCCCAGCAACAUGACCUACUCAAAAGAAACCUGGAAGGUGUUCCUCACUAAAGCCUCUGGAGUCCUGAAUGAAGCUCUGAAUAUCUUCUCUAACAUGUCAUUCCACAUCACCAGCCCUUCCACGUCCCAUUUUCUGGAAAUACUUGGAGAAAUCAGAAUUGACAGAUUCAGUGAAGUACAGCUGGCAGAUGCAGAUUUCAUCAACAAGUGGUUCCAUGGAUAUCUAAGACCAUUUUUGUCAUCUGUGUCUGGAGAGUUUUUGCACUGUCUCAACACCAAGAACUUCAGCUGUGAGACUUACCAACAAGUGAUGAAGGAGUUCACCUUUCAGUUUCCUCGAAUGGAGCAAAUGAAGCAGGAGUUGGUGUCCGAAAACUUCAUCCUUCCUCUCUUAUCACGGACCACCUCAGAUCGUGCUUGUGUCUCCAGUACUAAUGGAAGUGUGGACUGGCUGCACAAGAACUUUGGACCAUUCUCUGUCCUUGUGCCCCUUAAAACCCUGCUGACAUUAAAUCAAGAGUUUGCCCCGUUGGAAGCCCUGCCUAUUCUCUCGGCAAGGCAGGCAGCUGAGCUUGUUGUGUUUCCUGAAACUGGACCAGCACAGAAAGUUAUCAUCAACACAGUGUUUGACCACUUGCUGGAAUCUCCAACAAAGAGGAACCUCAAUGAGUUUCUACAGUACCUUGUCAUGUUUUCAGCAACGGCAAAUAUCAGUUGUGAUUCCUACAAAGCAAUUUUCAACCGGCUUAACCAGGCAUUGUCACUGGUACCAGUUGAAUUAGUGUUAACCAUCACAUCCAGCACUGAAGCGCUAAUGGGAAUUGUUCCUCACAAUUGCCUGGCAGUGGUUUUCAGUGGAGAGUGUGACAUAACACCAGUGAAUGAGACAGUAAUCUGUGCUGGAGUGAACAGCUCUGUCCUGCAGCGCAAUAUUCGCGAUGGAUCAAUAACAGAAGUGCUCUGUAGUUUCAGCAUCGAACAGUAUGCCUGCGUUUCGCCCAUAGGUUUAACAGCACAACAUCUGGUGACAUUACUGCAAUGCAAACUGAAGAGUAAUGUUACCAGUUCAAAAGAAACCUGGAAGCUGUUUCUCACAAAGGUGUCUGGAAUACUGGAUGAAGCCCUUGACCUGUUCUCUAACAUGAUGGCCAGUUCCAGCAACCCAUCCACAUCCCAUGUCUUAGAAGUGAUUGGUGAAAUCAGAAUUGACAGCUUCAGCGCAGCAGAAUUGAGAGACCUGGAUUUCAUCGACCAGUGGUUUCAGAUGAAGCUCAAGCCAUUUUUACCAUCUGUUUCAAGAGAGUUCCUGUCCUGUCUCAGCACCAAGAAUUUCAGCUGCCAGACCUACCAAGCUGUAGUGAAGAUUCUCGGGCAACAUUAUGCAGAAAUGGACAGACACCAAAAGAUAUUGAUCUAUACUGAAUUCAUUGACAUAUUUCUAUCCCAGAAUGAUACAUCAGACCCAGGUUGUAUUUCUGGUACACAUGGGAGUGCCGAUUGGCUGGAAAGAAACUUUGGACGUUUCAUUGACUUUGCAUCUGUCAUGGAUUUCCGAAGACUACAUAUGGGCUUUUCACCGAUGGAUGCUUUGUCUCGUUUGAGCCUAAAUCAACUAUCAGAGGUUGCUUCUACUCCUGGACAGUUGAACAGCCCUGGCGAUGUCACUGAACUAAUGGGCCAUGUAAAAGCUAUUGAUCUAGCAACUUUCUUUGAUAUAGUUUCUCCAGCUAUUCAGGGUCAUGAAAAUUUGUUCCCAUCAUCAGUUCGUUCAGCAAUGCUCCAGCAGGUUUUCGACAGGGGGAACCUUUCAUCUGUCAGUGAUGCUGAGAUACUAGCCUGGCUCCAGAACAGACUCAGGCCCUUGUUGGCAAAUUUGUCAUUGAAUCAUGUGGCACCCUUCUUUACCAUUGUAAAAGAAAGACAAUGCGUCACAAGCCAACAUGCAGUUCAGCUGCUGAAUUCCAUUCGCUCUACCCUGCACAGUGAUACACAGAGAGAGGUCUACAGCCACAUACUCACUUCACUCAAAGAACCAGUUCCCCUACGUUGUUAUACAAAUGGCAGCUUCUAUUUGUUCUUGGAAAGGUCCUUCCUCAGCUUUGAGUUCCCAAAUUUAACUACGUUCAUCUCACUAAUGCCAGAAGGUCAAAGAUCAGAGUUGAUCAACUCCAUCCCGCCCUCUGACCUCAGCGCCUUUUUCAUGCGACCCAAAGUUGUUGACAACAGUGAAGGAAUCUGCACCAUUUUUAAUAACUAUGAUAGCACUCCUAACUUCCUGGAAACUCAGGGGGAUAUUCCUGAUGAUGUGAGAAGAUCAAUCUUGCCCUGUGUCUGGCCUUUAGCUCUGAGCAGUGAGAAUGAAACAGAGGUUGAUCUUUGGUUUGAGAAGAGACUGAAGUUCUACCUGACAUUCCUCACUAAGGAUCUCAUCAGCUCCACUGAGACACUAAAUGCCAAAUGUCUUCCCUUCAGGAAAAUUGUCUUUGCUCUUGGAGACAGUUACAAGUAUAACAAUGCAGAUUUUACAAGGGAAGAUGUGUAUGGCACCAUCAAGACUUAUCUCAACACUGGAACAAAACCCAAGUGUUACAAUGCUACUCAUCCACAACUGAACUCUAAAGCUUGGUUUGCCAAUUACAUUGGAAGGUUCAUAGCAUACAUUACUCUGGAUGAUCUCAACACAUUUUGUACUACAGAACAGCUUCAAGUCUUCUCUACCAACCUUGCCAAUGUGGAGCUCUUCAAUCAUUCCAGCAUUCCUGAGAAUGUCACAUCCUAUUACACGGAGCUCAUUUACUUGGAAGAUAGCAACUUUAACCCCUUGUUACUUCCAAUGCAUUUCCGAUGUGGUGCCCCAGGCUCAGCAUUUUCACAAUUAAACGCAGAUGAGAGCAUGAUCAUUCUCCACAACCUAACCCAGUCCUGCAGUGAAGUUGACCCAGAGGUAUCCACAGCUCUGGCUGGAAAUUUCCAAACCAUCACCUCGGAUAUAAUCACAGCUCUUGGAAAAGAGAGUGUUGGGCUCACACCUGGACAGAUUUCAGCAGUUCCACCAUCUGAUAUUGUAUCAUCUCUUCCAACACUGAGCACUGUGACUGACUGGAACCUGGGACAGUCAAUAACAAUAGUAAAAAAGUUGCUGAAAGCCAACUUUGCGAUUAUCACUGGUUUUCAACUACAGCAACUUGGAUCACUAGUGAUGGGUGUUCCAUCCAAUGUAAUCCAAAAUAUAGACUCCACUGAAAUUCUACUAACAUCUCAGAAUCCAGGCUUCAUCACAAACAUUCUGGCUGCCCCACAAAUCAUACAACGAACAUAUGUCAGCAAGAUUAUCAGUGUCAGCAGCACGCCAGCAAAACUACUGGAAAAUGUUCCAGAUACGAUGGGAACAGAAAUUCCACGGACACUGUUGGAGUUUUCCCCUGAAUCAUUUGAAAAAGUUAACUUGAAAAAAUGGAAAUAUGAACAGGCUGUUCUGUUCUUUGAUGUGGUGGCUACAGGUUUCACUGAGUCAAAUAGAAUGUCAACAGCUGUGUUACAAGGAUUCACAUGCACCCGGGUGCAGAAAUUCUCAAGAAUUAAAGUCAGAAAUCUUAUCAGAGCCUGCAGACGAUCGGGUGUGAACAGGGUGGUUCUAAGAGAGACGCAAUUAACCUGCAUGUACAACUAUAUCAAAGACUUUGACACAGACAGCUUCCAGCAAUAUCCACCUGAUAUGCUGCUGUAUUACAAUUACAACACUGUGCAGGGAAAGUGCAAAGCAUAUUUUACAGAAACUGGAGCUGCGGACUACUCUGUUCUAUCUGAUGCCUUAAAGGCGAAAAAAGACGCGUUGCUGGACAAUGCCAAGAGCUGCCUCGGUAUAAGAGGAACAAGCAUCAACAGAACAAAUGUGGAAAUACUGGGCAACAUGUGUUGCACACUGGACGGGUCCUACAUUGAGAACUCUGACCCCUUGAUCCUGGAGAAACUGAAGAACUGCAAAGACCUCUCUGAAGUACAGAUUGCAUCUGUGCAGAAGGUUUUGUUGACUGGAAACACUCAGUAUGGACACCCUUCAACAUGGGAUGUACAAACUUUGAAAGACCUGGGAAUUCUACCAUUGUACAUGAAAACUGACUUCUGGAGUCAAUUCAAUAGGAGAGUCAAAAAAAGAUUCCUCAAAUAUUUCAUGAAAGCACAGAGAAGAGACAGAAGAGAAAAGAGAAAAUUAAAAAGAAUGUUCAGAGAAUGUAAUAGGUCUUUACGAUCAAAACGUGCAGCAGCAAGUGACUGCACUGCAGGCAGUAUCACCCAAGUUGUCAUAAGCGAUGAUGCCUUCCCCUUUGGAUAUGAUGCCUCACAGUUCAACGCUUGUUUGAGUGUUUCAACUGUGAAAGACAAUCUGGCAGGCCUCACUAUUAAAGUGGACGACGAUGAUUUUCAAAGGAUCAUUUUGGACAAAUUGAAUCAGGCAUACCCCAAAGGCAUUGCAGAUGAGCAGGUUCAAGGUCUUGGGGCAGUUUCUCGUGUAGCCUCAAUAGAUGACAUUAACAACUGGAAUGUCACCAAUAUUGACACUCUUGAUGCUUUGAUGGUUUCAGAUGAUGGCCAGUGGGAACCAGAUAAGAGUAAGGCCAUCAUCACAAAAUACUUAAGCACUGCAGGCAACAGUCUGGGGACUGCUGAAUUGAAUGCAAUAGGAGGGGCAAACCUGUGCUCGCUUGAUACCAAUGUACUGGAAGGUAUCACUCCAAGCAGCCUGAGGAAUGCAAAUGCAUUGUCCUUGUCAAAUUGCUCUACUGAGAAACAAAAAGCCUUGUUCAUUAUUGCCAACCAAGCUUACUCAAACCGAAAUACCAUCUCAUUGACAGAGUACCAACUCAUAGAACAGUUUCUUGGUGGUGCUCCAGAGGCAUACAUAAGAAGACUGACAGCAUCCAAUGUUAGUAUGGAUAUUUCAACAUUCACAAGUUUGGAUGAAAAUGUCAUCGAUGCUCUAACAGUGAAUGAUGUAAAAUUGCUUUUGGGUGUAAACCUCCCCGAUUUGAAGAACUUUGAGAACCAGACUGUUGUUGCAAACUGGAUUUCAAAUCAAUUCAAAUCUGAAUUGAAUAGUCUUGGUUUGGAUAUCAUUGGGGGCAGAGAUGACCCAGUCCCAACAGGAGUUGGUGUUAUCAAUACCACAACAACAGCAACGGGAGGGUCAACGUCAACAUCCACAACAACAACAAGUGGUCACGAUGGAUCAACUAAAAAACCAUCUCAUGUUCUGUAUCUUUUACUCGCCUUGGCCUUCACUACCCUGCAGACACUACUGUGAUUUAUAAAUAACAUUCACUUGAACAUGACAGUUUUUUGUUCUUUACCUCUGUUACUAUAAUGAAGUAUUGUACAUAUAAAUGAGUAAUAGCAGUACAUGUUACAUAUAUUCUCUUAGUGGGUGUUAAAGAUUUUUAAAUUGUUUUUAAAUAAUAGUUUACCUUUCUUUCUCUAACCUGGCUGCUAAAUGGUGUAAAAUCAGCACUGAUUACAAAAAAAGAGUAGAAUUAAAUCAGUUUCUGCUCAGGGAACAUUUGCACACAUUGUAGCUCUGAACAAUAUUGAAGUUUCCACUAAUACUGAGGAAAGACUUGUAAUUCAACAGCGUUUCAAUGUAGAUAAAUGUUCAAAUUACAUUUUGAAUUUAAAUGCAUUUGUGUUUAUAUUAACACACAGUGAAAUGUCCAGUGUUAAUUCAGCUCUAACAGUGUUAAUUCGACACUUAACAGACAACAUUCUAGAGAGGGACCACAUGUUAUCUGUUAAUAGUUGAAUUAACAAUGUUAGAGUCGAAUUAACACUGGUCAUUUUACUGUGCAGUUCCUUUCUCAUAUAAUAAAAAAACAGUAUCAAAUAAAGAAAGCUAUAAAUUGA